Molecule: messenger RNA, 508 nt
Organism: Drosophila persimilis
Lineage: Eukaryota; Metazoa; Arthropoda; Insecta; Diptera; Drosophilidae
Exons: 2
Coding region: 48-320 (90 amino acids)
Source: RefSeq, a predicted model, not a curated record
UAUUGAGUAAACGUGUUCCAGUGCCAGCUCAAACCCGGAAUCCAAAGAUGCCUGCUGAUUUUCUUUCGCUGCUCAACAGCCGCGACUCGUCGCUGAUCACCUCGAACAAUCCCAUCAUCAAUGAUCUGGUAAAGCCCAUGAGCCUGGAGCUGAGCACCGCCGUGCAGUUGAUCGCCAAGACGCGACGCCAGCGAAUGCAGGAGCUGUUCGACCAGGAGUACGAGUGGGAGCAGGAGGAACUGUCUCGCCUGGGACUGAGUCGUAUCAAUGACACUUACAACUGCUGCACUCCCGAUGGAUUGCGCAAGGUUAAGCUAUAGGCUUGCCCUGCAGAUUUGUCCUCCAAGGAUUCCAAAUUUCCAUGUCUAAUCUUUCCGAGAACCCUCCCUGCUGGAGAAUUAAAUUCAUUUUGCUCGUUAUGUUCCCCGCAAGCCUUCCGCUUUUGUUUCGGCUUCUCAGUUUUUCCUGCGGUCAACUGUCGGCCGUAUAAUAAAUUGAUUUCGUCGGC